CAAAGAAGUGCACUGUGCAAUCCAUGUCAGCCUCCAGCAGGCCAAUUUGUCCUCAUAUUACGCACUCUGCAGGCUCUGCUGCUCGACCCCCAGGUCGAGGGUCGCCGUCCAGCAUCCCCCAACCCGAUGAGGGGUGACCCGGCAUGGUUAAUAAGUCAACAGAAUUCAGAAGCCACGGCCGGAUUAAGAAGGCAGUUUUAUUUUGGUGCCCUGCACUUCAAGCAGAUUAAAUAAUCAAAAAGGCCGUGCCAUCGGGGUCAUGUUUGAAUGCUACAGCUGUUCACCAAGGUUUGACAAACAUUCUUUAUGCGGCUCAUCGUCUGAAUGGGAAAGGCAGGGAUGAUCCUGGGGAGGCCAACAUUUUAAGAAAGAAGAGGGGCACAAUCCCAAGAUCCUCUUAUGGAAACUGAGCCCAGCCAGAUGGAGACAAGGGGAAGGGCUGCUGAAAUAAGUGGUCUUUUGAAAGCAACAACUGUUUUCUGCAUUGAAGAAAAGCACAGGCAGCAGGCUUCAGAAAGACCGAAUGUAACGCUGGGCUCCGAGUCUGCCAUGCCUCUGGUGUGUUGCUCUGCACAUUAAUUAAGGGGGCUACGAGGUCAGCAAGGACGUCCGUGGAGACUCCGUCAUGAAAGGUGAACUGCUGCUGUUUUCCAGCGUGAUUGUCCUGCUCCAGGUGGCAUGCAGCUGCCCAGACAAGUGCCGCUGUCACUCAUCUACAAACUUUGUAGACUGCAGCCGGCAAGGUCUGGCUCAAAUCCCUUCCCAUUUACCUCCUCAGACUCGAAUGCUGCACUUACAAGAUAAUCAGAUACACCAUCUCCCUGCUUUUGCAUUUAGGUCAGUGCCAUGGCUCAUGACCUUAAACUUGUCCAACAAUUCCCUUUCAAAUCUGGCCCCUGCAGCUUUCCACGGGCUUCAGCACUUGAAAGUUUUAAACCUAACCCAGAAUUCCCUCCUUUCCCUGGAAAGCAGACUUUUCCAUUCCCUCCCUCAGCUGAGGGAGCUUGAUUUGUCAUCUAACAACAUAAGCCACCUUCCCACGUCCCUGGGCAAGACUUGGGAGAACCUAACUAUCCUUGCAGUUCAACAAAACCAGCUUCAACAGCUUGAUCGAGCGCUUCUGGAAUCCAUGCCCAGUGUGAGGCUUUUAUUUCUCAAGGACAACCUCUGGAACUGCAGUUGCCACUUGCUUGGUCUUAAACUUUGGCUGGAGAAAUUUAUCUAUAAAGGGGGAAUAACAGAUGGCGUCAUCUGUGGAUCACCAGACAUCUGGAAGGGAAAGGACCUCCUUCGGAUCCCCUAUGAGCUGUACCAGCCCUGCCCUCUUCCUGCUCCUCAUCCAGUGUCCUCGCAGGCUCAGUGGCAGGGCUCUGCCCAUGGGGUGGUGCUGAGGCCUGAGAGCCACAACUCGGGGGAGCAAGACCUCUUGGAGUGUGAGCUCAAACCCAAGCCAAGGCCGGCCAACCUGCGUCAUGCCAUUGCCACCGUCAUCAUCACUGGGGUUGUAUGUGGGAUCGUGUGUCUCAUGAUGUUGGCAGCUGCCAUCUAUGGCUGUACCUAUGCAGCAAUCACAGCCACAUACCAUGGGGGACCCUUGGCUCAAACCAAUGAACCUGGGAAGGCAGAAGCAAAAGAGCGAUUUGACAGCUCACCAGCCUGAGAGCUUUUGUCUCAAGUAGGAUUGGUUAUUGAAGGCUAGAAGACAGUGACGAAGGAGGGCUGAUGUGUUCACUGUUAGUCUCAUUUUGCUUUUGCCAAAAGAAAAAAAAAAUGUGUCUGUAAAAAAUAUUCCUGGGGAGGAAUUUGUGUCGAGAUUUAAAAAAUACCAUAGGUGAAAUAGAGAUGAAACUUGUGCUCUGGACCCGAGAAGUUAUUACGACAAUUCUAUGUGGAGGUAGGACAUGCAUGGAGAAAGGGAGGAUGCCGUCUCUUCCACGUACUCUUCUGUGGAUUAAGUUCCUUUUACAGAGCAACGGAAAUUCAAACACACAUGCCAGUCAGCAUUCCUGGGAGCUUUAUGGUCCUUGGGAAAACUGCCGAAUUUUCGGUGCCUGGGAAGAGGCUGGUGAUCUUACCCGAGGGGCAUUGAAUGCCUCUAUAAUUCAUGCUAGAUCAGUGAUACUUUUAGAUGUUGUAUAUGUUAUAUAUUUAAUGGGUGCAUCUGUUGGUUGGAAAUUUCAUAGCUUGCCACAAGAGUCAGAGUAUAUUUAAUUUUGUAAAUCAGAAAACCAUUUGGGGCUUUCUAGGCCGCAGAGGAAGAGGAAGAUUCCAUGUCCGGAUAAUGGGACUCAGGCCCUCAGUCCAAGGAAGUUUUCUGAUGCAAGGGUAAAUAAUAUGUAAACAAACACAAAGAGGAUGGGGAGCCAGAAUUUGGGGCAGAUAUUACCGAAAGGCCAUAUCCACCAAGGGAUUGGAAGCUUCCAUUUACAACUCUCACAGCAGGAAUGAAUUUAGGUCGGGCUGAGAGCGAGAUAAUGACUUUUGUGUAUCUGUAUCUGCAUACAUAGCGCACAGAGUGCACAGAGUUGUACAACCACACCCACACAUAAACAUACUCAGAGCAAUCAGUUUACCCACUAAUGAAAUGCAGCCGUGUCAGGGUGGAAGCCAGCAGCUGUUGUCCACCACCCAGAUUGUCCACUCCCCAUGCUGAGACAGGAGUAUGAAGGAAGACUGAAGAGAGGGGAAAUUACCAAGAGACUCAAGAUAGGUGGAGGCAGCUAUCCUGAACAUUAUUUAGGCCAUGGUUUUAAAAAAAAUCAGGUGUGGCUGGCUUUAUUCCACAGACAUGGUCUUGAAGAGUUGCAUGCAAAGUAAAUUUUUGUAAAUUGAAUCAUCAUUUUAAUGCAGUAGGGGAGCUGGCUAUUUAAAGGAACCUUUCAUGGAAUCUUUCUGUAAUAGAAAUAAUUGGCUCCAGAUUUAUGCAUUUUGUAAAUUUGCAUUUUCUCAUGCUAAGUUUUCUUAAAGUGGAAUCUACCUGUUCUCUCUCAUGAUGUUCCAGCUCAUACAUAGUCACUUGUUAGUAUUAAAAUUAUUUUACACAAGAA
This is a messenger RNA of Cebus imitator (Panamanian white-faced capuchin), 3047 nucleotides long. RefSeq names its product leucine rich repeats and transmembrane domains 1 (gene LRTM1). Gene Ontology annotation, cellular component: membrane. Gene Ontology annotation, molecular function: protein binding. The coding region runs from base 626 to 1660 and encodes 344 amino acids. Gene Ontology annotation, biological process: regulation of presynapse assembly; positive regulation of synapse assembly; axonogenesis. Lineage: Eukaryota; Metazoa; Chordata; Mammalia; Primates; Cebidae. The transcript is spliced from 3 exons. The record is from RefSeq and is a predicted model, not a curated record.